Homalodisca vitripennis (glassy-winged sharpshooter) is the source of this 9236-nucleotide messenger RNA. It is a transcript of the gene roq, whose product is annotated as roquin-1. NCBI's taxonomy places the organism in Eukaryota, Metazoa, Arthropoda, Insecta, Hemiptera, Cicadellidae. The record is from RefSeq and is a predicted model, not a curated record. The transcript is spliced from 18 exons. Gene Ontology annotation, molecular function: metal ion binding. The coding region runs from base 113 to 2755 and encodes 880 amino acids.
CGAUUUUGUAAACGGUAUGAAGCAGAAGGCUCUGGAGGUGGGCAACUGUCAACAAUGGUGUGUCAUGGUUUCUGUACAACCUUACGGAUGUGUUUUUUGAAAUAUAACAAGAAUGCCCAUUCAGGCACCACAGUGGACGGAGUUUCUGUCAUGUCCGGUCUGUUGUAAUGAGUUUGAUGCAACACUCCGAAGUCCUGUCAGCUUGGCUUGUGCACACACCGUCUGUAAAACUUGUCUUGUCAAUUUGCAUCGCAAGCAAUGCCCGUUCGAUCAGACACCUAUCACAACGGAACUAGAGAAGUUGCCAGUAAACACGGCGCUGCUGCAACUGGUCGGCUCCUCGGUGACCAACUGCGAGAGUCCUCCACCCAGCCACCUUGGCAAGGACGACACCCACAGUUAUUUACAGGCCAAGAAAUGUAUCGAGGAACUUGCGCUCUACCUGAAGCCCUUCUCCUCCGGCAGUGGGACUGGAGUGUUGUCUCGGCCUAUGCAGCGCAAGUUGGUAACACUGAUCAACUGCCAAUUAAUGGAGGAAGAGGGGAGGUCCCGUGCGAUGCGUGCCGCACGUUCCCUGGGCGAGAGAACAGUUACCGAACUGAUUUUGCAGCACCAAAACCCGCAGCAGCUGUCGGCCAACCUGUGGGCAGCAGUGCGUGCACGCGGUUGUCAAUUUUUGGGACCAGCAAUGCAAGAGGAGGUGUUGAAGUUGGUCCUGUUGGCACUGGAGGACGGUUCUGCACUUUCUCGGAAGGUCCUGGUUAUGUUUGUAGUGCAGCGGCUUGAGCCACAUUUCCCACAGGCCUCUAAGACCAGUAUAGGUCAUGUGGUCCAGCUGCUGUACAGGGCAUCUUGCUUUAAGGUGUCAAAGAGAGAAGGAGACUCAUCACUCAUGCAGUUAAAGGAAGAGUUCCGUACAUACGAGGCUCUGCGACGUGAACAUGAUGCCCAAAUCGUGCAGAUUGCCACAGAGGCAGGAUUACGCAUUGCACCAGACCAAUGGUCGGCCCUGCUUUACGGAGACACUGCACAUAAGUCCCACAUGCAGAGUAUCAUCGACAAGCUGCAGACACCACAGAGCUUCGCACAGAGUGUGCAAGAGCUGGUGAUAGCACUGCAGCGAACAGGUGACCCUGGCAGCCUCAGCAUCCUGCGCCCCCACUUGGAGUUGUUGGCGGCUAUUGAUCCCAGUCCUGAGUCGUCGGUGUGUAGUUGGCCUGAGGUGUGGCAGGGUGUGGAAGCUGCAAGGCUUGUAGUGGCCGGCCUGGUGGAGUUUAUAAGGGUGCAUGGUGCACGCAAGCCUCCACUGGGCGAGGGAGGAUCACUGGCCACACCACAUGCCCAUAAUGCUAAGUACAAGAUCAGCCUGUGUCGUGACCUCGGACUCCGGGGCACCUGUCCCCGUGGUGUCAACUGCACCUUUGCCCAUUCUGAAGACGAACUCGAGAAGUACCGCUCCAAGAGUCGCAAGGUCGUGGCAAGACCUGGCUGCAAGGAGGAAGAUUUUCUGGCAGACUCACUGUUUAGUCAUGGAGAUGAAGUGAUCUUUAACAGCCAGCAACACAAAGCCUUCAAUAGCAAUACAGGAGUAAGGGUCAAUGAGUUGAACAACAGUUUGUUCCCGAUCAAGAGUCCGGCUCCAGCUCACUCAACUUAUCAGCCUCGACAACAGCAGAUGUUUGCACCCACUCCAGGCACCUACACUCCUGACAUCUACAGUGCUGCACCACACAAUAUGGUGCUGAGCAGUGGCGGACAGUUGUAUGCACCACAGCCUGACUACGGAUCUACUGCCCCGCCACAGACAGACCACCGUCCCAUAGAACCUGCCCACACCCAGGCGUGGCUCUCCCAUCUUCCUCCUCCUCCACCUUCCAAGAUGCAGAGAUACAAUAAUAAGAACUUGAUGUUGUUGCAACAACGGAAACAAGAGAUAGUUACCCAGCUGGAGCGAAAUAAAUGUAACACUCCUCUACGCUCAGAUACGCAAACUUGCACAUCAACAUAUUCCAUGUGGAACUCUGGAGGUAUCCUGCACACAACUUCAGGUCCCAACUCGCAAGUGAGUCUGGCCAGCUCGUAUCGUCCUGUCCUCUACAGAUCUGAUUCUGUGCUGACGGACGAUGAGUUCAUCCCAUUCGAACCACCAAUAGUGAGCAAGUAUGGACCAAUAUCGCGGGCAGCGGCAGCUGCAGCCAAGGCACUGAUGAGGCCCCAGGCUGUUCAGAGCUCAGCAGUGUUUGGUGAGGCUACUAUCUCCACCCCUGGACUCCGUCGACCCGUCCCUGCCCCCAGCCCUGUCGCCCCCGCCUGGCCCCCUCAGUUCAAUGGGUACCAGCAGCAGGCUUUGGUGAGCCCGGCAACUGGCAGUCUCAGUGACUACAUCACCAUCGGCCACGGCAUCAUUGACUCUCCGCAAAUCGUCCACAGGCCUCCCCUCGAGCAGAAUAAAGAGUGUUUAAUCGUUCAGCUGAAGAAUCUAGAGAAGCAAAUAAAUAAAAUUAAGCAGCAGCAGAAGCAAGAAAUCCUUGAAAAAGAGAAAGAAUGGAGAAUAUCCCAGCUGGUUUCGAGUCACGGGGGAGUAGGGGCUCUAGCCUGGAGUAAUGAUGGCUGGUCGAGCACAGGCUAUCACAGUGAUGAUGAGGAUUCUUUUGACAUCGCCCACAACAUGCGGGAGCUGGAACUGACUCUGCAAGGGGAGUUGGAAGAAGACGAUGGGAAAAUGUGGCCACACGUCGAUGAAGCCAACAAGUAACUGUGUAGCGACCACAAAACUCAUGCUAAUAUUACCAUUUUAUCAGUUUUAUUGAUAUUCCUACCGGGUUGAAUUCAAUCUAUUGACUGACGCAUACCCUUGUUCAUUCCUUAGAGCACAAUAACUUUCCUUCAGUCACACUACUUUGAACAGAUUUUUAUCAUCCUUUUUUAGAAAAAGGAACAAUUUUAUACCUAUAUUACUUAUUUCCUAUUGAAAAAUGAAAGAAAUUAGAAGUAGGAAAUUGAGAUUUGUGUAUUUUUAUAACUAGGAUUUGAGUAGUGUAUUUAUAGAUACACAGGAUAUCUGUAUAUUAAUUUUGUACUAAAAUGGAAGUUUCUUAACCCUCUCUAUGUGUCGUGUUUAAUGUCCUGUUGUAUGAUUUAAUUGUCUGAUUUGAGUUAUUUUGUAUUUAAAUGGGUUUAUAUAUACCUUUAGCCAGCAAUCUGAAAAACAUUGCUGUGCUGGCAACAAUUAUAUAAGUUUGAAUAAUUUUAUCAAUCAGACAUAUGAUAUACUAUAAUUUAACACACAUUCUGUACUCUAAGUUCAUGAAUAAAGUCUGUAUUAAUUUGAAAUAGUAAUUACACGUACAUACAUUUUUCAUGUAUAUGACAAAACUAUUUCUUGUUCUUCUCUUGUAUCAAGUAAUAUUAAUUAAAGUGAUUCUUUUUAUGCAAUUAAAAACACAUCACAUUGUUGUGUUCUCAAGAAUGUACUUGCUUGUUUUCAAUCCUUAAAAAAUGUAAUUAGAAUAAUUUUUGAUCAUGGUUUUUGAAUUUAUGUUUAGAAGAAAGUAAAAAGUGUUACUGGCUUUUCCAGUAACGUUAACAUUAAACUUUUAGAGUGUUUAUAGUCUUGGUAUUGUGUAAGGUUGAGUGAGUAUUUAAUAAAAAGAGAGAGGGUUAAGGAUUCCAUAACUUUGUAGUUUAUCAUUUUGGUGCUAAUUAGGUUGGGCCAAGUUAUUUUUAUUAUUCUAUAGAAUUCAAAUUUUGGGUGAAAUGAAUGAUAAUCCAUUAUGAUCAGAUAACAAUAAUCCUUACAGUGCAUUCACUGUACUGUAUCUGUGAAGUUAUUCUGCUCUCGAUGUCCACAUAGUCAUUUGGGCAGUGCCUCUUAUAUUACCGAUACUGAUACUUGUCAGUAGUGCAAUAUUUUGCGAAUAUUCUUGAAAUAAUACGAGCAUGUAUUGUUUUAUUGACUGUUUUUCUUGUUGUCUGUGUUACCUAGUUGUGUUUUCAAUUGUGUCAUUAAUAAUUUAUACCAGCUUGUUUUUGAAAUAUUAUUUAUUGUAUUAUGAAUCAUAAUUAUCAUAUAGUUAAUUGUAUAAUGUUUGCUUGUAUUCAGAGUUUAUAUAAAUUAUCGUAUAUAAUGUUAAGGAUAGUAUUGUUUUGUUGAUAUUGUUUGUAAGUAGUGGAUACUUACUGGAUUGUGGGCCCGAUACCUAAGUGUAUGUUAUUGUUUUUAACUAGCAAUAUCGCAGUAUAUACAUGGAUAUUUGUAUAUAUUAUAUACAGUAUGUGAUUGGUUUGUUACGAUGUCGAUGUGUCCGCCCGGGACGGAACCCUGUGCCAAUCAUGUGUCUUCAAGUGACAGGCCUAGCCUUGUAUCAUAUUACAUGAUGUAACUCUCCGUUUUUGACCCACUUAUAUUUGCAGCUACCUCCUUGGAUAUUUAAUGAGAUUGUGCUAUUCUAAUGGUAUAACCUCAUUGAAUUAGUUGGUUAAAUUCCUACUGUGUGUAUUGAUUUAAUUUCAUCACUAUCCCCUGAAGUUAAUGUUUUUAUGUUCUAAUAAUCUUAUUUGAGUUCACUAUUUCUUUCACAAUUAAAUUAAAUUUUUAAAGUUUGUUUAAAUGUUUCUAAUGUAUUAUUGAAAAUUACACUUUUGAUAUUAAUGUAAAUUAUAUUAAUUAUUGUUGUGAUAUAUUUUGUUUUUUUAAGUUGAAAAUUAAUACUUUAAUUGUAAUUGUGUUAUUCUGUUAAUUGUAAACUUUACAUAUCUUGUAAAUAUUGCAGACUUAUCACCUUAUAUUUUAGACCCAACAUUUUGUGUAAAACAAGUUUUCAACAUUUUGUGUAAAACAAGUUUAUUCUGUAAGUUUCUAUGGAGUAGGCUUACCUUUGCCAAUUUGGAAGAUUAUUACUCAUCUUCUUUACAUACUGACAAUAGCAUCAAUAAUUAACUAAAUAUGUGCAAUGCCAGAUGAGUCUAGAGCUCUAAAAUUAACUCUGUGAAGUUUACAGCUUCAUUCAUGUUUGAGAUAGUUUGUAUGGGAUAAAUCUCGUUUUGAUAGAGAGUUUUAAUAAACACAGUUCUAUUGAAUUUUUGUAUUUAAUGCUAUAUUUUGGUACUAAUUAGAAUGAUCAAUACUAGGGGAAUAUAGGCAGAAAUUAUCAACCCCCUCCCAAUAAUGCAAGUAAGUAUUAAGUACUGGAAUCAGCUUUAGACAGUUCUGUGCUUCCAGUUUUAUCUACUUUAUCAAGUAUCUGCUCUGAUACUAAUUGCAAAUAAAACAAUAACAAUUAUUGAAUCAUCCAUUAUUUGGAACCCAGUAAUACAAUGACACAAUGAAUUAUGUUUAUUUUCAUUAUCACUUGAGUCUUGGUAAACAAACGUAUUGUUCUAAUACUUAACUAAAGAAACAGAAUCAACUAAAAAUAAAUUCUAUAGUUUUUAAAAUUUGCUAAUACAAGUUUAAGUUUAGGGAAAAAAGUAACCCUUAGUAUAAUACAAUUAUUCUUAUUAACAUAUUUUCAUCCCGGAAUAACAAACUUAACUUGCUAUCUCUAAUUUGUACCCAGUUAAUUAUUUGUUAAAUUCAAAAUUAAGUUUUUACCUGUGAAAGGUGAAGUUACAUUACACGCCACAUCAGAUACCCAAAAUAUUCUAAAAGAAGAUACAGUUUUUUGUAAUGCUCAUAAAAUAUGCCAUAUUGAUAACAAGACAAUAAUUUUUUAUGGUGAAAUGUUAAAUAUCCUAAAUAAAAGGUACAUUUCAAAAUUUUACAAAGUUUAAAGUUUGAUGUAUUAAAUCAAGUAGAUAAAUCUUCGGAAAUUGAAAAGUUAAUGUUAUUUCUCGAAUAAUUUAUGUUGAAAAAGUAAUUAUCACUUGCUAGGUUUUUCAAUCACUGUUAAAGGUUACAUUCCCUAUCUAGUAGUCAACUGUGAGGGAAAUAUACAUAAGCUAUGAGUAAGCAGGUAGUUUUUUUGGAAAGCAAUUAAAAUCGAUUUCGAAUGUUAAAUACAAAUUCACACAGUUUUUUUAACCUUAUUAUAGGCAUUUAUUAGAUGUAAAUUAUUAUGUAAUUACUUUUACUUUAAAAACUAAAUGGUUCAUGUAUCACCCUUUUUAUUAUUCAUUUUUAGAUUUUUUUGCCAUUGAUUAAGGGUUUGAAAUAAUUCAGAAUUGUUUCAUUUUACCAUUGAAUUGAGAAGGUUCAUCAGGUGUAUUAAUGAAACAUUAUCUCAGAAGUUUCCCUCAAUGAUAAGUAAUACUUAACUGUGCUAAAUUCAUGGUAUAUAAUUUCAAUUUUGUUUAUAUUUUUGAAAGCAAUGCUUUAUCAAGUGAUGUAUAUAAAACGCCAAUGGUUGGUGUACGGAGGUGGCUGUACAGUAUAAGUGGGCCAGCUUCUAGACUAGUCUACAUAGUUGUAUGCAGUUUAUGUUAUCACAGAUACUGCACUGCAUGAGUCUGACUCACUCUGUCAAAUACUGUACUGAACGUUGCUGUCUAAAUCUAUGUAUUUUUAUAAAAUAGUUUUCUAAACCCAAAUGGACAGAACAAUUCAGAAUGUUUGUAUGGUUUAUUAAUUUUUCCAUAUAGACCUGGAUUUUGGAAGAAGAUGAAUUUCUUCCAGUUUUAUUGGAAGCUGAUGUGCCUCGCUUAUAUCGUAGGGUGUUGUUUUACAAUGUUCGUUUUGGUAGAUUAUUUAAUUUUUUUACUUCCUCAGUGGACAGACACAUGUUUCAAUAGCUGAGUUAAUGUUUCUAAGCCUUCACCAGUUGCUAAGUCGUUUUGUAUUGUAGAUAUUUAUUUUCUUAUUGGCCAUGUAAUCCUGUAGCCCACAUGUUAACUGCAUGUAUAAGUGAUUUUGGGACUUUGUUAUUUUAUACCACAAUUCUCUGUAUUAUAGCCAUGAAAUGUAAGAUUCCUAAAUUUGUCAAGCCUACAAAAAUGUGAGGCUUCAAUUUUAUAUAUUACAUAAUAGUUUGAUUUAUAAAACUAAUUAUAUAAUUAAUAUAACAAUGUUAAUGAAUAGUGGUAUUAUUGGCUUGAUUAAAAAAGUGUACAUUUAAAUACAAAUUAUAAAUUUUGACAAUUCAUUUUAUUAUUUUAAUUAUUUAUUUAGUAGAAAGUUAUGGAUACAGAAUUUGAGCAUUUUGAAAAAUGACUAACAAGAUUUACUAAAAUAUAGUUUUACUUAUUUAUCGCAAUGAUAGUGUAAUCUACUUUAAACUAUUUUUGUAGUAAAAACAACAGUGCCUGCCGUAGGGUAAAUAAAUGGUGUCCAUAAACCUCUCCAAGUAGAUUUAUUAUUUGUAAUAAAUUUAAUUUCAAUUUAGUCACAUAAAACAAUUGAUAUCGGUCACCAAUUGAACAGUUAUAAUAUAAUAUAAAUUAAUCAUCUAUAGUCUGUGUAGAACCGGUCUAUUGUUGUUUUUAAAAGCCUUUUGUGAAAGUUGACACAGUCAGAAUGAUGUAUCUAAAUAGUUGCUAAAUACUUGCUAUGUAAAGGAUUAAUAGACAAGUUGGGAAGUCAAUCAUUUAAGAUAUUUUUUAUGUGAAUUUUUCCUUUUAUGUUGAUGAGUACUUUGUAUUGUUUCACAAAAUUAUAAACGUUGGUAAUUAAAAGUUCGUCACAAAAUAUUAAAAAUUCUGUGAGAAAUGAUGUUGUCUAGACAACCCAGGUCAUUUUGAGGAUUGGUAAACUGCAAGAUAUCCUUAACAGCGAAAAGUUUAUACCUCAGUCCCACAAGUAAUAUAAACCCCAAUUUGAAACAAAGUGAACACAAAAUGUACCACAUUUUUAGUCAAGUCAAUUUUUGGAUAUUUUCUACUGUAAAACUUAUUUAUAGUUAUACACUUUCCUAAUGAUGGAGUAAUUUUGUUUUUUAAAGUCAUAAUCGUGUAUCUUUAGAAUAAUAUUUUAGAUAUUGGAUUUUAUUUUAAAUUAAAUAUUACAUAAUACAUAAUUACUGUGCAUUUUUCUAUCAUGUAUAAAUUUAUGAAUGUGUUGUUUAUAUCGACUUUACAUUAUGUACAUCAUGAAAAAUUGUAAUGUUACAUUUGACUUUGUAAAGAUCGUGUAAUAAUAAUAUCUACAUACAUAUAUAUUUAUUAGUGUUCAUAUUUAGACUGUAAGGUAUAAUUAUAAAUGAUUUUGAUACGUUUCAAACAGCUAUUGAAACAUGUGUGGGCUUGUCACGUGGGAACUGUUAUCGGUUGUCAAUACAAUUUGUAAAUGGAUGAAUAAAACCAAAGUUAAUUUAUGAUAUUCAGUCUAGUUUUAAAAUGUUUGGCACGAAUACAAAGUAUUUUUGUAGAAUAUUUAUGUUCCAUUGGCUCAUUGGAAGAUUUGUGAUGUAAGAUUGCAAGCGUACACAACACUUCACUGUAAAUAAGAUUAUAAUACGGAACACGAUUACAGUUAGUCUAGUGUAUAACAAUCAAAAGUGUAUCUAAAUUGUAAUUGUGUCAGUGUUGCGAUCCGCAGCUGAACCUGUAUCAUAUUACAGUGUUAUACAUAAGGUACAUGUUAAACAUGUUGAUGUCAAUAAUAUAUUUUUAAGUUCUUUUAUUUGGAACUUUUUUAUCAGACUUGCAGUUGUUGGCAAUCUCCGUUUUGGGAGGGUGACAAUGUGUAUUGGCUGGUGAGGUAGCAUCUGUACUCAGGGGAUCAAAUCAGUAUAUGAGCGGCCGAACGCUUGCUGUACGCUUUCAUUAGAGGCUUCCAGUUUUAUUGCAUUUUUUUAUUGUGUCGGUUAAUUUGAUGCGGAUGAAAGCAAUAAUCUGUUUAGAAAAUAGUUACGCUACAUAUGUUGUAUCUUACUCUAAUCAAUUGCCUUAAUAAAAAGUAAUAUUUGAUUUUUGUCUAAUCAGUUAACUGUAACUUGCAGUAAUAAAGUGUUGAAACAUUUUAGUCUCUUGGUGUUCCCUCGAACUCCUGGAGUCCAAUCCUGUGUCUCGUCUUUCUAUCCUAUCUUUUUUUGUGUUUUGUCUGUGUGUUGCGAGCUUGAGGUUUGCCACUUUUUUGGUCUCCAAAGUCAACUAUAUUAAUUAAUAAUAAUAUCUAGUGUGUUAUGUAUACCGAACUCAUGUUGCACAUGUAAUGUUACAACAGAUUAUAUUAAUCACUCGUGUAAUAUUUGGUGGUUAGGGGAGUACAUAUUCUAUUGUAUGAAGGAUAUAACAUUGCAUGGUCAAUGCUAGUUUAUUUUAACACAUGUUGUAAAAUGACUGAUAAAAUGCUCUUAUGCUUA